Messenger RNA from Thalassophryne amazonica, 3759 nucleotides. RefSeq names its product myosin IHa (gene myo1ha). NCBI's taxonomy places the organism in Eukaryota, Metazoa, Chordata, Actinopteri, Batrachoidiformes, Batrachoididae. Gene Ontology annotation, biological process: actin filament organization; vesicle transport along actin filament. Gene Ontology annotation, cellular component: plasma membrane; microvillus; vesicle. Gene Ontology annotation, molecular function: actin filament binding; ATP binding; microfilament motor activity. The transcript has 31 exons. The coding region runs from base 414 to 3614 and encodes 1066 amino acids. The record is from RefSeq and is a predicted model, not a curated record.
UUGUACUGGUGUGGAUUGGAUCUUGUUUCUGUAUCAUUAUACACUCAGUCGAGCAGUAGAUACCUAGGUAAGAUCUCUCUGUCCCUCCACCUCUCAUGGCAUGAAUGAUUAAGCACCCGGCCUGCAGAGCUCUGCACCUUGGUCAGCAUGGACAUGUACAUAUCGUGCACAGGCCUCCUCUCAGCAUCUUCAUCACACGUACGACUGCUGCAGCCUGAAUGAACAAGUUAAUCCAGGGGAACAGACAGCCAAUGUGUGUUGAUUCCAAUCACACAAUCUGGACUUUUGCCAACAAACGGACAAAAAUCAAGUGGUUACUGGCUUAUUGACUGUCUUCAUGUAAGCAGACACUCAGGUCUGGUCUGACUGCUAAGAUUUUGGAUUCUAACUGACGGGAACACAGAACUUCAACAAUGCAGGUUCAAUUGGACAUGGAGGGUGCCUUGACAGCCAGGGAUCAUGUUGGAAUCCAGGAUUUUGUCCUUCUGGAUGAGACCACAGAGACAGCUUUUCUGGGCAACCUCAAGAAACGCUUCAGCAAAGAUCUCAUAUAUACCUACAUUGGCACUCUGUUAGUGUCAGUCAACCCUUAUAAAGAGCUGGACAUCUACAAUAGCAAACAGAUGGAUCUCUACAUGGGUGUCAACUUUUUUGAGCUUCCACCACACAUCUAUGCUUUGGCAGACAACACCUACCACACCAUGUUGUCAGAGUUCAACAAUCACUUCAUCCUCAUCUCUGGGGAGAGUGGUGCUGGGAAGACAGAGGCCUCCAAAAAGAUUCUGCAGUAUUAUGCCGUCAGCUGUCCGAGCACCACUCUGCUUAAUACCGUCAGGGACAAAAUGCUCAAAUCCAACCCAGUCCUAGAGGCUUUUGGCAAUGCUAAAACACUGAAAAAUGACAACUCAAGCCGGUUUGGGAAGUAUAUGGACAUUCAGUUUGACAGUCAGGGGGAUGCAGUUGGAGGUCAUAUCCUGAACUACCUGCUGGAGAAGUCCAGGGUUGUCCAUCAGAAUCACGGCGAGAGAAACUUCCACAUCUUCUACCAGCUUGUGGAUGGGGGAGAGGACAACCUGCUGAAACGCCUGGGCUUGGAGAGAGACUGCCAGCAUUACAACUAUCUAACGCAAGGAGAGUGUGCCACUGUGCCGUCCAUUAAUGACAAAAAUGACUGGAAGACGGUAAAAAAUGCACUGCAGAUCAUUGACAUUGAUGAGUCAAAUAUUAAUAACUUGUUUGAGAUUGUUGCAAGCGUACUGCACUUAGGGAACAUUCAGUUUGAUGCUGACACUAAAGGCCACGCUAACCUGAACAACGACACGGAGCUCAACUGGGUCUCAACUCUGUUAGGAAUAGAUGGCCAAAGUCUCAGAGAAGGACUAACGUACAGGAAGAUUGAAGCCAAAACAGACCAGGUCCUUACUCCAUUCACCACUGAUCAUGCCAUUUAUGCCAGAGAUGCCCUGGCCAAAGCCAUCUAUGGACAGACCUUCACCUGGCUGGUCAACAGAAUCAAUGAGUCCAUGGAAAACAAGGACUCCUCCGGAAAAAGUGUCAUCGGACUGCUGGACAUAUAUGGAUUUGAGGUUUUCUAUGUAAACAGUUUUGAACAAUUCUGCAUCAACUACUGCAAUGAGAAACUGCAGCAGCUUUUUAUCCAGCUGACACUCAAGGCUGAGCAGGAGGAAUAUGAAGCAGAAGACAUUGAGUGGGAACCAGUGCAGUUCUUCAACAACAAGAUCAUCUGUGACUUAAUUGAAGAGAGACACGCAGGAAUCAUAUCAGUUCUGGAUGAGGAGUGUCUCCGACCGGGAGAUGCCACAGAUCUCACCUUCCUGGAGCGACUGGAAGACAAGAUGGGGACCCACCCUCAUUUUGUUACCCACAAACUGGCCGACAAAAUGACACGUAAGACUCUGGAGAGGGGCGAUUUCCGUCUCUUGCAUUAUGCCGGAGAGGUCACCUACUGCGUUGUGGGUAAAAGAAACCACAAUCUCAGCCUCAGUUAUUUGAGCUCAAACCAUGCACCGCUUUUUAUUUUUCAAAUGACCCUGAAGCCUCUUCAUUGUUGUUUCUGUGACAUUGUAGGUUUCCUGGACAAAAAUAAUGACCUGUUAUACAGAAACAUAAAAGAUCUGAUGUGUCAUUCUAAAAACGCAAUCGUCACAGAGUGUUUCUGCACCAUGGAUCCAGACAGCAGACGUAGACCAGAGACAGUGGCAACUCAAUUUAAGAGCAGCCUGUUGAAACUGACAGAGAUCCUCAUGGCUAAGGAGGCCUGGUACAUACGCUGUCUCAAAAGCAACGAGUCCAAGCAGCCAGGGCAGUUUGAUGAAGCCCUGAUCAGGCACCAGGUGAAGUACCUGGGCCUGAUGGAACACCUCAGAGUCAGACGGGCUGGAUUUGCUUAUAGACGCAAAUAUGAAGUAUUCCUAAAGAGAUAUAAACCGCUGUGUCCGGCCACAUGGCCACACUGGAGAGGAAUUCCUGCCGAUGGAGUGGAAGUGCUGGUACAACAUCUGGGCUACUUGCCAGAUGAGUAUAAAAUGGGACGAACCAAAAUAUUCAUUCGCCAUCCGAGGACACUUUUUGCAACAGAGGAUGCUUAUGAGAAAUGUAAACAUGAACUGGCAACGCGGCUCCAGGCUAAAUACAAAGGAUACAAAGCAAAGGGAGAAUUCAGAAAGCAGAAAGAAGCUGCCACUAAGAUUGAAACAUGCUGGAGAGGAGCGCAGGCUAGAAAGGAACGAGAGAAGAGAGCCUGGGCUGUCAAAGUCAUUAAGAAAUUUAUUAAAGGGUACCUGACCAGAAGAGAAGCAAAAACCACAGAUAACUCAGAGUAUCUUCUCUUUGUGAGACAAAGUUACCUGAACAGGCUUAAAAGCAAUCUGCCAAAAACAGUUUUGGACAAAACUACGUGGCUCACACCACCACCUGUGGUAAAGGAGACGUCAGAAAUCCUGCGGAAACUUCACAUGCGUCUUAUGGUGCGAAAGUAUGUGCAAGGAAUUACCCCUCAGAAGAAAGCACAGUUUCAGAUGAAGCUUAUCACCAGCUCUAUUUUCAAAGACAAAAAGGACAGUUACCCACAGAGUGUCGCUCAGCCGUUCGUGGACACCAGAAUCAGUGAACAAGACAUAAACAUGAGGGUCCUUCAGAUGAUCCGUAAAGAGCACAUUAAGUACAGCGUUCCUGUGAUAAAGUACGACAGGAAUGGCUUCAAACCGAGGCCACGGCAGCUCAUCCUCACACAGGCAGCUGCAUAUGUCAUUGAGGAAGCCAAAAUCAAACAGAGAGUGCUGUACACCACUCUCAAAGGUAUUUCUGUCAGUAACCUGACUGACUGCAUCAUUGUUUUCCACAUAACACGUGAAGACCAAAAAGCAAAGGGGGACCUGGUAAUACACUGUGACCACUUGUUUGAGUUGCUGACAAAGCUCUGCAUCAUUGCCAACAAACACAACAUGAUCAAAGUGGUUCAGGGCAGUAUUAAGAUUGAAAUCCAGGCUGGGAAAGAGAACUCUGUGGACUUCAGCACUGGCCAGGAGCCCAUGGCCUACAAGGCCAAGAACGGACAUCUCAUGGUGGUCUCCACCCGUGCUCGAGUGAGGUAAUGUGUGUGGCAGUGGACCGGACACACAAGAUGGCUCUGCAUAUUUCAUCAGGCGCCCCUCAGUGGGUCCAUCAACAAUUCCACAAGACCCAUAUCUGACCAGAACAUCAACACUUUAGACCCUGGAUAAAUUUGUUGUGUAACAU